AUGCGGCAGCUCCUCCGGCACGGCCCGGGGCGCUGGGGCUCGCCCGGGGAUCGCGGGGUGAAUCACGGGGAGCAGCUCGGGGGGGACAAACACGAGCCCUCGGCUGAUCUGUACACGCCCCCCGAGUCCUGCGAGGGACGCUGCGGGGAGCCCUUCAGCGAGGAGGACGAGUGUCAUUGUCACCCCGAGUGCGGGACACAGCACAACUGCUGCCAGGACUACGAGAGGCACUGCGGGCCCGGUGAGCGCUCGGGGACCGGGAUUUGGGACGGAUUCUCCAGCAGCCGCGAUUCCAUCACGGAGCAGGAGCUGCUGGAGCUCUCGGAGCAGCUUUACCUGCUGGAUCACAACAAAGCCCGGCCCGGUGACAUCGCCAUCAACCCCCAGCACCUGGCGGGCCCCGACGAGACCGGGGACAAGCGGGACCGGUCCCCGCAGCCGCUCUACAGAUACGUGAACGAGGAGCUCUUCUCCAAGCCCACCUACGCCAGCUUCAUUAAGCUGCUGGAUAAUUACCAGAGGGCCACGGGCAGGGAGGAGGAGGUGACGGCCGAGGAGCUGCGGGAGCAGGAUGGAUUCCUGCAGGAGGUGAUGAAAACGGAGCUCAUGAAGAAACUCUUCGUGUUCCUGCAGGGGAAAAACCGCUACAGCUCCGAGCCGGAGUUCCUGCAGGAUUUGAAGGAGAUGUGGUUCGGCCUCUACUCCCGAGGGGAUGGAGAACGGGAUUCCAGCGGCUUCGAGCACGUUUUCUCAGGGGAGGUGAAAAAGGGAAAAGUGUCCGGAUUUCACAACUGGAUCCGCUUCUACCUCCUGGAAAAGCAGGGCGGCGUCAACUACUUCAGCCACAACUUCAACGGGCCGUGGGACACGUACCCCGACGUGCUGGGGCUCCAGUUCAGCUGGGACGGCUUCUACAAAGAGGUGGGGUCGGCUUUCAUCGGCUGCAGCCCCGAAUUCGAGUUCGGCCUCUACUCCCUCUGCUUCCUGGCGCGGCCCGGCCGGGCGUGA
Messenger RNA from Cyanistes caeruleus (blue tit), 1008 nucleotides. The record is from RefSeq and is a predicted model, not a curated record. NCBI's taxonomy places the organism in Eukaryota, Metazoa, Chordata, Aves, Passeriformes, Paridae.